Messenger RNA from Cydia pomonella (codling moth), 1853 nucleotides. RefSeq lists its product as uncharacterized. Lineage: Eukaryota; Metazoa; Arthropoda; Insecta; Lepidoptera; Tortricidae. The transcript is spliced from 2 exons. The record is from RefSeq and is a predicted model, not a curated record. Bases 235 to 1224 code for a protein of 329 amino acids.
GUCAUAUAAUUAGCAUGUGGAGGGUAAAAUAAAAACCAGUCUCAAAGCAGCGCUCGUCUUUAACUUACGUUCCCUGUGCCCUUGCAUACUGAACAUGGCGCAGCCGGUUUUUAAAAUUUACUAAUUCAUAGUCAAUAGUGUUAUUCGAAGUAGAAGUGAUAAGAUAUAACUGUAAUAAAAACGUAAAAGUGAAAGUGCUAUGCAAUAUAAAAGCUAAAAUAAUUACCAAGUACAAUGGAAGCCAUUUUGCAACCACCGCCGCCGUUUAUAUUUGAAAAUAAUCUUGUAAAUGUGACAUCUGGUAAUUUAAGUAAAGAGUGGGACAAAUGGAAAAAGAGUUUUAAAAUUUACUAUGCAGCGUGUGAAAUCGGCAAGAAAGAUGUGAUAGUGCAGAUAAAUAUUUUGCUUCACGUCAUUGGUGAUCGGUGCAGAGACGUGUACGAUCAAUUUACGGAUAAAACAAAAUGUGAUACGGUAGACAAAGUGUUGGAGAAAUUUGAUUGUUUUUUUUUUCCAAAGAAGAAUUUAACGAUCGAACGUCACAGAUUUUUUACACGCGAUCAGAGUGAAUUCGAGUCCGUGGAACAGUACGUGUUCGAAUUAAAUAAAAUGGCAGUGAAAUGUGAAUUCAAAGACCUGUGCCAAGACUUAGUGCGAGAUAGAUUGAUAUGUGGAAUAAGAGAUGGAUCGCUACGGGAACGCUUGUUAAGGGAACCUGAUUUGACUUUAACGAAGGCUGUAGAGAUAGGUAAUUUGGCAGAAUUAUCCCGAGCACAAGCUGUGACCUUGAAAUCGGAGAGCACUGAGCAUCACCACGUUCAAGAAAUUUCGAAUGAAAAUCAGGGUACUAACUCACAAGUGAAGGAGAUUGAUGCCAUACGAAAAGACCGCCGUUUUUCUCGAGGGCAGCGGUCAAGGUCAUCGCGCGCGCGAUCGGGCGGACAAUGGUCGCGCCCAUGUCCGUCGCGGCAGCAAGAGUAUCAUCAGGACUCGCGUGGUGCUAGAGGUAGCCUACCUACUUCACACUACCGUGAGGAGAGAAAGUGGCACAAUACGCCGAUGUAUCGUGGUUGUCUACAAUGUGGUGGAGUUCAUCCGAAGUUUAAAUGCCCGGCAUAUGGACAGCAAUGUUUAAGUUGUAAGAAAUUCAAUCACUACUCGAGAAUGUGUGGAAUCUAUGAGGUGCGCGAGGACUCUUCCGAUCAGGGAAGUACGACCUCCUGAUCGGUGGGGAUUCCCAGCCACAUCAUGAAGGGUGAACUACAUGCAGUGAAUCUAAUCCCGGCGCAAUUUGUCAAUGAACAAUGAAUUCAAGUUUAGAUUGUUUUAACAGUCAAGUAUAGGAAAUCAAUUGCAUGUCUUUGUAAUGUUUAACUUAUGUAUCUUAAAUUGAAUUUUUAAUAUAGUUAAGUACGUAAAUUUUAACAUAUGUAUAUUAUUUAUUUUUACCAAUGUCAGAAUCUUACCUGGAAAUGAAUUGAAAUGCAUUUUUUAUUGUAAUUUUUUUUUACCACUUUAAUGAUUCUACCUGCCAAUGAAUUGUAAUGUAUUUUUAUUAUUUACACCAAUGAUGUUUUAUAUAUAUAUACAUAUUUUUUUUUAAUAGUAAGGAGAUUACAGAUAAAACUUAUUGCAUGUUCAGAAACGAAUGUAUUAAUAGUCAAUAAGUAAAUAAUUUAUGUCAACUUAUAUUUUAUGUUACGCGUAAAAUUUUACUCAGUCAUAAUUUAUAUUUAAGCGAUUGUUACGUGUAAUGGUCUGUAUUUUUUUUUCUUCUCUUUUUCUGUUUUUGAAAAAGGGAAUUGUCAUAUAAUUAGCAUGUGGAGGGUAAAAUAAAAACCAGUCUCAAAGCA